AUGGGCGCCAUAACUCGACGAAUCCGUCGCCUAGCUGCCAAAGGGGAGCUUGACCAGCAGACCGCAGACGUGAUGCUGAGCAAAGUGCCGCGGAUUCUUAAAACAAAACACCUUUACCAGAAGAUUCGCGACACCGCUACCUCCAGCUUCACGGCAGAAGACCUCAAGGAGGACUUUGACAUUAUAUUCUGGGAUGACAAGAAACCCCUGAACAAGCCCAUCUUCUUCAAGCAGCUAUCAGAAAACUUUCUCACUUCUCACUAUAAGGUGCCGUGCUUCAAACGCCAUGGCCCAUCAGAGGACACCAGUGGCGCGCAGUUUUGCUACAACUUAACGCUCGACCUGUCAAACUUCUUGGGUGGCAUGGAGGCCAAAGUCGACGGUGUCACUUUGCAACUAGACUCGGAUUGGAAGAAUGAUAGAGCUCUCUACAAUAACUCUUCCAUCCUAGAAUAUGACAUGGAGGGUGGCAAGAGCAAGCACCGCUAUGAGUGGAUGACUCUGUUGAUCUGCGGACGGCCGGACCUCCCGCACACACUUGUCACCUCUCGCCAUAUGGUUCAUGACCCAUCCCAUAUCCUGCGGAGUGAGUUGAUGAUCAUCCUUCGCGUGUUGUACACGAAGACCAAAGAAUGCAAAUGGGCUGCGCAUAAAACAAUCCCAGUCCUUCUAGUCUCCAUGCGUGGUGGCCAAUUUCGUGUCAUUGAAGCGUACCACGGCGAUAGUAAAGUCGUCUUAAGAUACAGCAACCCAAUCACUAUGCCAUAUGAAGAAAAUGCAACCUCGUCGCAAGCAAAAAUGAGCUCGGUUGUGCGAUGGAUGUUCUCUGACCCGGUUGGGAAUACUCUCGCCUCACCACAAAGUGCGAAGUAA
Molecule: messenger RNA, 873 nt
Organism: Ophidiomyces ophidiicola
Lineage: Eukaryota; Fungi; Ascomycota; Eurotiomycetes; Onygenales; Onygenaceae
Exons: 3
Coding region: 1-873 (290 amino acids)
Source: RefSeq, a predicted model, not a curated record